AAACUGCAUCAUGAGGCAAGUCCUAAUGUGGAAUCCUGAGGGAAAGCGGAAAAGUGGAAGGCCGAAGAACACAUAACGUCGGGAAAUAGAAUCAGAUGUGAAAAAGAUGAAUAACAACUGCAAAGAGCGCGAAAGGAUUGCUCAGGAGAGGGUUGGAGGGAGAAUGCUGGUGAGUGGCCUAUGCUCCUUCACGAUGAGUAACAGGCGUAAGUAUGUAAGUUGGUCAAAGGCCCAAAAUUACUCCACUGCCUUGUGUAGUAGACCUUCAGGUCGAAGGCUUGAUGUAUGGACCCUGCUUCAGUUUGGACAACUGGGCAGUAUCACAUUCCUCUCACACAUCAAUGACAACUGCUACCGAAUUCAUUGUUAUUGUGUGGCACAUAUGUAUUUGGUUUCCCCUUGUACCAAUUAAGUCCAUACUUUAUACAAAUGUUCGACCAUAUAAAUCUAUUGAAGGGUAUGAAACUCCUUAUAACAAUGUUUGUUUGGUUAGUCAAAGAGAAUAUUGAAGUUGAAUAUUCUGGUAUGGAAUAUGUGAUUGCUGAUAGUGUUGUACAAUAUAUUAAAUGGUUCUCUGAAGAACCACGUCGAUGUGUUGCUAGAUUUGCAUUUCAAUAUGUAAAAGAUAAUGAUCGACGUAGUGUAAUAGCUGUGCAUAAAGCUAUUAUUAUGAGAAUAUCAGAUGGUUUAUUACUUCAAGUAUGUCGUGAAGAAUUUUGUGAUAUGCUUUGGAUACUGUCUGCUUAA
Molecule: messenger RNA, 747 nt
Organism: Schistosoma bovis
Lineage: Eukaryota; Metazoa; Platyhelminthes; Trematoda; Strigeidida; Schistosomatidae
Source: the annotation of a GenBank genome assembly